Molecule: messenger RNA, 1555 nt
Organism: Dryobates pubescens (Downy woodpecker)
Lineage: Eukaryota; Metazoa; Chordata; Aves; Piciformes; Picidae
Gene: SSBP3
Product: single stranded DNA binding protein 3
Exons: 18
Coding region: 221-1501 (426 amino acids)
Biological process (GO): positive regulation of transcription by RNA polymerase II
Cellular component (GO): nucleus
Molecular function (GO): protein binding; single-stranded DNA binding
Source: RefSeq, a predicted model, not a curated record
GUGCUCGGCGCGGCCACGUUCGGGUGCGCGGCCAGCGGCGCGGCGGGCGCAGCGAGCGGCGGCGGCGAGCGCGGGGCGAUGGGGGCGCGGCGGCGGCCGGCGCUCUGACAGCCCCCGGCGCUCCCUCAGCGGCAGGCACAGCGGCUCCCGGCGGCGUUUGUGGUGGUGGUGGCGGCAGCGGCAGCAGCAACAGCGGCCGCCCCCCUCCUCGGCGCGGACCAUGUUCGCCAAAGGGAAGGGCUCGGCGGUGCCCUCGGACGGGCAGGCGCGGGAGAAGCUGGCGCUGUACGUCUACGAGUACCUGCUGCACGUCGGCGCCCAGAAGUCGGCGCAGACCUUCCUGUCCGAGAUCCGGUGGGAGAAGAACAUAACGUUGGGCGAGCCCCCCGGCUUCCUGCACUCCUGGUGGUGCGUGUUCUGGGACCUUUACUGCGCAGCUCCCGAAAGGCGAGACACUUGUGAGCAUUCGAGUGAGGCGAAAGCCUUUCAUGACUACAGCGCAGCUGCCGCCCCGAGUCCCGUGCUUGGAAACAUUCCCCCGAACGACGGCAUGCCCGGGGGCCCCAUCCCACCCGGCUUCUUCCAGGGACCGCCUGGGUCACAGCCCUCGCCACACGCACAGCCUCCACCCCACAAUCCUAACAGCAUGAUGGGACCCCACAGUCAGCCGUUCAUGUCGCCACGCUACGCUGGAGGUCCCCGGCCCCCCAUUAGGAUGGGCAACCAGCCCCCGGGUGCCGUUCCCGGUACACAGCCGUUGCUGCCCAAUUCGAUGGAUCCCACGCGACAGCAAGGGCACCCUAACAUGGGCGGCCCCAUGCAGAGGAUGAAUCCUCCGCGAGGGAUGGGCCCCAUGGGUCCCGGUCCGCAGAACUACGGCAGCGGCAUGAGACCUCCACCCAACUCCCUAGGUCCCGGCAUGCCUGGAAUCAACAUGGGGCCGGGAGCCGGCAGACCGUGGCCGAACCCCAGCAGUGCUAACUCAAUCCCAUACUCUUCUUCAUCGCCUGGUACAUACGUGGGCCCGCCCGGCGGCGGUGGUCCUCCAGGGACGCCCAUCAUGCCCAGUCCUGCAGAUUCAACAAAUUCAAGUGACAACAUCUACACAAUGAUUAAUCCAGUACCGCCCGCAGGCAGCCGAUCGAAUUUCCCGAUGGGCCCCGGCUCUGACGGCCCCAUGGGUGGUAUGGGUGGCAUGGAGCCCCAUCACAUGAACGGAUCAUUAGGGUCAGGAGACAUAGAUGGACUUCCAAAAAAUUCUCCAAACAACAUAAGUGGCAUUAGCAAUCCCCCGGGUACUCCAAGAGACGACGGGGAGCUGGGAGGCAACUUUCUCCAUUCCUUCCAAAAUGACAAUGAUCAAGAGAGUCAGCUGCCGUUCGGAGGAUCUCAACGUAUUAUGCAAGAAGAAGAAGAAGACGAAGAAGACGAAGCUAGGUGUAUGGGCAGGGAGCCGCGUGGCGGGGGCCAACAACCCCCCAGGUUUAGUUUCAUGCAAUAAAAAGGCUGAACUUUUUAUUCCAUAAAACAUGAAGGACAAAACUUAAACAAACAA